Messenger RNA from Apiotrichum porosum, 951 nucleotides. RefSeq lists its product as uncharacterized. The transcript has 5 exons. The record is from RefSeq and is a predicted model, not a curated record. The coding region runs from base 1 to 951 and encodes 316 amino acids. Lineage: Eukaryota; Fungi; Basidiomycota; Tremellomycetes; Trichosporonales; Trichosporonaceae.
AUGAGUACAUCCCCAUCGAACAACCUCCGGCCAUCCCUCAAGUCUGCCCUCGCGAACACCCACAGCGGUGACGUUUCCCCGGACUUGCGCUCCCCCGGUCUCCCCGGCAGCGCCUUGGCAUCACCGCGAGCUAGCUACAGUGCAGCCACGGGCACUACCCUCGGUGUCUCUGGUGUUGGGUUCCCCCGUACGCAUACGGGAAGCUCCACGGUCGAUGGCAAGUACCGCCGUAAAGUCGGAUUCGAGGCGUUUGUGCCCCAGCCGGAUGCGCUGUUCACUUUCACUUCCCAGGCCAAGAGCGAGGGCUACAAGCGAUCGAAGAAUACACGUGUCUUCCUUGUCGCAGUAUCGCCUGACGAGAGUGGCGAAGACGCUCUCGACUGGCUCAUGUCGGAGCUAGUCGAGGACGGAGACGAGAUUGUGGCCAUGCGCGUCAAGGACCUGGGUGACGAUGAACGCCAGACAGAGGAGGCUCACGAGGAUCUGCGCGAGGAGGCACAAGAGCUGCUGCAAGCUGUCUUGCACAAGAAUGACGAGGAGGACGGGCGAAAGGUCUCUGUCAUUGUCGAGCUCGUGGUGGGCCGCGUGCCAGACAUGCUCCUUAAGAUGAUCGCCCUCUACCGCCCAGACUCUCUUAUUGUCGGCACAAAGGGCCAACGCUCGCGCCUGCAGAACUGGGGCAAGGCAUUCGGCGCACCGGGCAUGGGUUCCGUCAGCCGUUUUGCCGUGUCGCAUUCGCCCGUCCCAGUCGUCGUUGUGCGUCCCGAACGCAAGGUCAAGAAGACAAUGGCGCGCCGCGAGGCCGCUGGCAAGCGUGGUCAGUACGCCGCCCUCGUGGGUGACGACGACAUGACGCUCUCGCGGUCACGGUCGCGUGAGCGCUCCCGUGAACGUCGUGGAAGUACGGAUGCUCGUCGCUCGAGCACGUACAGUGUCGGCAGCGACGCCUGA